ACUUCCCGGAGCGCGAGCCAGGUGGAUGCAUGCUUGCUGCGAAAGAAUCGCCUUUCACCUCGUCUCUUGCUGUCUUCUGGGUUUAUUCGUCUCAAUUCCAGCGUCCUUCCGCGAUCCAUCCUGGUCGCAUGUCACGCGCAUAACAGCAGCCAACAGUAGUCAUGGUGGAGAUGAUGGAAGUGAUCAAGAAAGAGCAGGAAGAAGAUGGUACGGCUCAGCGCCAGGGCCUGGAAGAGGGAGGCGCCAAGAAGAUCGGCGGCGGCGGCCACGAGGAGGAGCCGUCCCCGUCCGGGAAGGUGAAGAAGAAGGCGAGGAAGCAGGGCGUCUCCGAUCCACAACGGAAGCGUGCCUGCGUGGACUGCACGAGGCGAUGCUCCCGAGUUCACGGCCGCGCCGCCGCUUCCUCCUCCUGCAAGGCUCCCCCGGCCCCGGCCGCCGCCCUGACGUCCUUCUUCAAGGUCAUGACGGGCUCCUUCUCCGAAAAACUGGACGUACCGCCCCGAUUUGCCAAGAACAUCCCGGAGCUGGCGGACACCAACGUCUACCUCGAAGACGCCUUCGGGCUCCGCUGGCGGGUGUACCUGUGCGCGCGCGACGGCCGCCUGUCCUUCGGGCACGGAUGGAGGAACUUUGUGCUGGACCACACCGUCGCCGUCGGCGAGUUCCUGGUGUUCCGGCACAUCUCCAGGUCAGUCUUCGCCGUCCAGAUCUUCGCUAAGUCCGCAUGUGAAAGGCUGCAUCUGUGCGAGAAGAACAAGAGGCAGAGCAAGAAGAGGAAGAAGCCCGGGGAGAAGGCGAGCUCCGACGGCGAUCGCACGGCGAAAGCAAGCAAGAAGAGCAGCGAGGAUAAAGAUAAGAAAAGCAGUAAAAAGAAGCAGCGUGCUUGUGAUCUGUUAGAUGGUGAUCAGGAUAGAGCUCGCGGAGAUCAAGAUCACAUGGUGCUGAUAAGCACAGCAAACACUCAAGCUGCGAACUGUGGGGGCUCUGACUUUGGGACUUAUGCAGAACCGACAACACCUUUGGCCAUGAUGGAUCUCGACGAUGAGAUCACCGACGACAUAUUUCUGACAGCCGAUGCAUACGAAUUCGAAACAGAUCUCUGUAUUCCAGAAGAACCAGGAGCAUUUCCUGUGGACAAUGGUAUUGGUAUGGAAGCGCCCGUUACCCACGGCGAAACCUCCGGUUUCAGCUGCGCCGAGAUGAUCGGCUCUCGGAACUGUGACUCUUCCGUGGGAGUUGGCCUCUGUCAUGGAGAGAAAUCAGCAGGCCUGAAAAAUAAACAGAUGGCUGAUGCACGGGUAAUAACAAGCACAUAUACUAAUGCUCCAGUGCUUGACAUGGACAUGACGGCCUUGCCCAGCAACGCGUUGUCAGAAAUUAGAGAGGAAAAGCCCUCUCCUCGUAUUGAUGCAGCAGCGCCUUCCAGUGAGUGCGCAACCGGCAAUUGCAAGAAGGAUACAGAUUAUAAGUUGAUGGAGUUCCCUUCCGAGGGCAACCAGGUUGACACGAAAGAAGCAAUUGUUCUAGUAGAAGAUUCGUCCGCGGAGCAAGACGAGGACCUGCAGAUUCAAGAAUGUACAGGAUGGGCUGCUGCAGAGAUUAUUUCUGGUGGCUCAAAGCCUGGUGAACGUGGCGAGCGCAGGCAAAAACGCCGUAUGCAACCUGCAGGGAACCAUGAGAGCGCGAGUAGGCCAAGCAGCAGAAAGCUCCGCGUCGCGGCGCCCCCGGCUGACCAAACGUGGCUGCUCCCUUGCCGGAUGCCGGUGCUGCCGGGGAGGAAGAAGCAGGGGCGGAAGGUGGUGGUGCUGGAGGACCCUGGCGGGCGGCGCUGGCCGGUGCUCUACCUGUGCACCCCGACCUUCAGUGGCUUCGUGGCCGGGUGGGCCGACGUGCGCGCGGAGAACGGCCUGCGGGAGGGCGACGCCUGCGAGCUCGAGCUCCGCCGCGGCAGCUACUCCGAGCUGGCGCUCCGAGUGCUGGGCGCGCCCGGUUCUACUUCUCAGUAGCCGGCCACCGUUUGGCCUCGCAAACAUGUGCGUAGGUGACUGAUGACGGUGGUGACCAGGGAGUGGUCACAGUUGUAACCGUUGACUUCCUCUCGUCUUGGCACCGCUGACGAGGGGAGGCUGUAAAUGUGCUGCGAAUCCGCAAGUAUUUUUCACCUCUCCUUCGGGUGGUUGUAAUGAAGAGUAUCAUAUGAUACUAACUUCGUAAUGUAUGGUAUCAUAAGUUAAUAUCUUAAUUUGCCUUAUUAA
Messenger RNA from Aegilops tauschii subsp. strangulata, 2255 nucleotides. Its product is annotated as B3 domain-containing protein Os01g0905400-like. NCBI's taxonomy places the organism in Eukaryota, Viridiplantae, Streptophyta, Magnoliopsida, Poales, Poaceae. The record is from RefSeq and is a predicted model, not a curated record. Gene Ontology annotation, molecular function: DNA binding.